Molecule: messenger RNA, 2446 nt
Organism: Cimex lectularius (bed bug)
Lineage: Eukaryota; Metazoa; Arthropoda; Insecta; Hemiptera; Cimicidae
Product: DENN domain-containing protein 2A-like
Exons: 11
Coding region: 169-2244 (691 amino acids)
Source: RefSeq, a predicted model, not a curated record
GGGAGGUUUUUUCAAGGUUACCCGUGUACUUGAUAGUUGUUUGCCUUGGUAUUUGACGGGCUCGGAAGGAACAUCGCUCUCUCUCUUCACAAUCAUAAUUCCGUCCCGUUUUUUUGAACUUUUUUUUUGACAAUUCGAUUAAAAACCAAAAAGCCUCGUUAUGAUGUCAUGGAGAGCGGGCUUAAAGUCCAAGAGAUUAGGAAAAGGUUCGAAAAUUUAAACCCUAGUAUAAUCACCCGUCCGGAGUUGUCUGAGAAGAAGAACGAGGUCGAAAACAGCCCUAGCAAGGGUGGCUGCGAGCCCCAGAACCGCGGCCUUGUCAAGCGGACGCCUGCUUUCCGUACGCCGAAGGGAAAGACGAAGCCGAAACGUCAGGAUGAGCUGACUGACACGCUCAAGAAAAAGCUCGAAGCUCCUCUGCCCGUCGGCCCAGCGCCGAAAAAACCGCCGAGGACUUUCGCCCACGGCAACACCGAAGAUAGGCCGCUGAUGCGAAGGUCCAAAACCGAGCCGCACAUAAUGCUGAAAAAGAUUGAAUCCGCCCUGCUGAGCAACCAGGCGCCUUUCCAGGCAGAGAAGCCGAAACCGGCACCCAGAACGAACAACAACCACGUCUACGACACUCCGAGCAACUCGAACAACAGACCCAGGCAGGGCAACAACUGCUUCCCUGUCUUCUGCAACCGGCGAGAGCCCCUCUACAUGGAGCCCUACGCACCAAAGAUCUCAACUAGGGAUGCACCGAACACUACAAAACCCAUGACUCUACAUUAUUUGUCGAGCCCGAUAAUGUUAGACAACCAAGUUUCGCAGAAUGGAGUCAAACCGAUUAUCAGUCUUUAUGAAAAUACAAUUAGAAAUAUACAAAUGAAAAUGUCAGAGCCUUUCAACAAUACCAAAUCAGAAACAGACAGUGAUGGCGAUUCUAUUAAAGACAUCAAAUCCAUCCAGGAGAAGAAAAUAUAUGCAAAAAGGAAUUGUUCAGUUAAAGAAUUCAAACGUUAUUCGAAUGAAGAUACGUCUAAUUUAAUUGAUGCUCUACUUUUAAUUGGCUUAGAUAAUGAUAUAAACAGAGGAAACGUUGGCUUCAUUCACUCCAAAUUUCCUAGAGAUAUUAAAGUGCCUGACAACUUUGCCAGUCUUAUCUUCCCGGAUGCAGACAACUGGUCUGUAGUUCAAGUCCCUGACUACAUCCCGAAAUCAGCAAGGCACAACAAUUACACAAUUUUUAUCACAGCUGCUGAUGGCUCGAGGUCGUUUGCUUACUGUAGGCGGGUACAGCCUGAGGGAUCAUUGGUGUGCCUUCCUUUAGCCUAUGUUAUACUUACUUCCCAUAGACCUAAUACUCUUUACUACAAGAUUUUAGCUACUGUUGAAAGCAAGCAUGGCAUACCCAAGCUGGAGUUUAACAGAUUUGUUAAUUUACUGCUUCAGGCUAAAUUUCCAAAAAAACAAGAAUCACUCCUAAUAGGCGAUUGGAGACUGCAUAGUUCUCUAGAUGAAAGGCAGGAAUCUUCAAACAUUUCUACGCUUUUACAAAUUCUAAGUGUGCCAAUCUUUAUACAGAUUUUAGCAAGUCUCCUACUUGAGAGAAAAAUAAUAUUGGUCGGGUCGUUCAUAAGCGUUCUUUCAGACUGCAUAGAAGGCCUUUUGAAAUCGCUUUAUCCUUUUGAGUGGCAGCAUACUAUUGUAUCCCUGUUGCCUAUUUCUAUGUCGGAAAUACUCCAAGCUCCCACACCAUACAUAGUUGGGCUUCUCAAAAACAGGAAAUGGCCGAUAAAGAAAAUGUUUUUUUCUGAGAUAGAAGAUGUGAUAGUUGUCGAUGUCGAUAACGGAACAGUAGUCAAGCGACAAGGGGACGAAGGUUCAAUCAUACCAGAACAACUUAGCAAGUCGUUGAAACAGGCAUUGUACCUUGUUCCGGUUCACAGCAUCGACAUCGCCCCUUCAGAAGCCCUCAUCAGGCUUUUUGUCGAGCUGGUUGGACAUUACAGCAACUUCUUGAUAAGCACAGUACCUGACAAAGAUCGACAAUUCCAAAAAGAACAGUUCAUAAAUGCCCCUUCAUCAAAAAGCGUUCGUCUCUAUCUCGAAUGGUUCACGGAAACAGCCCUUUUCCACACUUUUAUUAAACAAAGGAUGGAAAGAAGAAAUCAACUUGGACUGUUUGAACAAAGGUGUGCAGAAUACAUAGAAAAACGUGUUUCAAAAGGAAAAAAAGGCCUGAGGAAUUUUAGAGACUAAAAGCACAAUGGUGAACAAUAAAAAGUGCCCCACUGAAUUCAAAUCUAGUCAACAAUGUCUUUUCUCCCACUCAAGUUUUGUAUACUUAUUUGUGUUUCUCCAAACAGUUAGCUACUGUGAUGUAACUCUUCCCUCCAAAAAAAAAAGUGCCUUAUAUGUUUGAUUUUUACUUUUUGGUCUAAAAAAACCGGUAUUUAUUUCU